Molecule: messenger RNA, 606 nt
Organism: Salvelinus namaycush (lake trout)
Lineage: Eukaryota; Metazoa; Chordata; Actinopteri; Salmoniformes; Salmonidae
Product: twist-related protein 2-like
Exons: 1
Coding region: 1-606 (201 amino acids)
Biological process (GO): developmental process; regulation of transcription by RNA polymerase II
Molecular function (GO): RNA polymerase II transcription regulatory region sequence-specific DNA binding; DNA-binding transcription factor activity, RNA polymerase II-specific; protein dimerization activity
Source: RefSeq, a predicted model, not a curated record
AUGCGCGAGGAGGUGUCCUGCGCCAACUCCCCCGAGGGGGGGCUGGGGGCCAGCGAGGAGGAGCUGGAGAGGGGCUCCAAGAAGAGCGGGCAAACAGGGGGCCGAAAGCGGGUGCCGUACCACAAGAAAGACAAUCUGGGUCGGGCCGAGGAGAGGGCCGUUGUCAGCGGGAGCCCCAACAGCCUGGUUCCGUCGGGGCCCAAGCGGCAGAAGAAGCAACAGAACUCCCCCACGGCGGUGGUGUGUGUGGCCCCGUCCUCGCUGGGCUCCAGCGGCCUCGGCUUAGGCUCGGGCGGCGAGCCCUUCGAGGACCUGCACACGCAGCGAGUGAUCGCCAACGUGCGCGAGCGCCAGCGUACGCAGUCGCUGAACGACGCCUUCGCCUCGCUGCGUAAGAUCAUUCCCACGCUGCCAUCGGACAAGCUGAGCAAGAUUCAGAUCCUGAAGCUAGCGUCGCGCUACAUCGACUUCCUCUACCAGGUACUGCAGAGCGAUGAGAUGGACGCCAAGCUGGCCAGCUGCAACUACUUGGCCCACGAACGGCUCAGCUAUGCCUUUUCCGUCUGGAGGAUGGAGGGCGCCUGGGCCAUGUCGGCCAGCCACUAG